Messenger RNA from Toxoplasma gondii ME49, 4572 nucleotides. RefSeq lists its product as hypothetical. Lineage: Eukaryota; Apicomplexa; Conoidasida; Eucoccidiorida; Sarcocystidae. The transcript is spliced from 3 exons. The record is from RefSeq and is a predicted model, not a curated record. Gene Ontology annotation, cellular component: endoplasmic reticulum membrane. The coding region runs from base 830 to 4423 and encodes 1197 amino acids. Gene Ontology annotation, biological process: dolichol-linked oligosaccharide biosynthetic process; glycolipid translocation.
UUCGCGAGUCCCCUCUCUUACCAAAGUUGAAGGUAGCCAUACACAGAAAAAGGCUGACCGGUGGUUCCCCUCGGUUUUUUUCAUUAUGCACACAUUGCGGGACCUCAGCAAGCAGGCCUGAGUGACCGUUUCUGUACGAGCAAAGACAGAUGGCCAUUCUCUCCACGUUUUCCGUUCCCUCUCCCCGCUCUGCAAGGAUGCUCACCAGACGGAGAGAAAUCCGAUUCCAGGGAUUUCUGGGCGCUUCAGUCAGCCACUUUUCCUCUUGGCCUGUCCCGAACUUGUAGAAAGCUGCCCACUGCUGAGGCACAGCUGAGCAGGCCCGUCAGCGUCUCGCGCAGACACUGUCUAAAAAUGGCACGCCUUUCCCGUGUGCAUCUCCGAAUUCUGACUUUAAUCGAUACAAAGUGCCACGCGCGGCAAAUUUGCUAUUUUCCUUUCCUCGUCUAACGGCCCAUUCGGGACCGGAAACUCCCGAGACCGGCCGCGGCGUGCUCCCAGAGCGUGAGCUACGCGAGCCGCAGGUGUACAGACACUUCCCGAAGGUCAGUUGCGUUUGCACUGGAGGGUGAACCCAUCCAUUUGUUCGACACAAAAUGAGUCUUCCCUGCGCUUUCGUACGGGCAACCUCAUGUCCCAUUUCCGCCACGUCGCUCUCCGUGUGUCAAUUACAGACUUACGUUCCUCACUAAAGCAAGGGUGAGCUGUGCGAUUGAGACUUUUGCUUUUUCCCCCACAGCUCACCAAGCACCUGCCAAAAAGGAUCCAGAAUGGCAUAGGUCGUUCCCUUUUUCAUGCAUAGGUCCUUGCUGAAGUGGCGGAAAGGGGAAUGUACCCGACAAUGCAGGAGGCUCGGAAGUCGCCGUCCCCUGCGCCGGCGGCGGCGCCAGCCGUACCUGCUCCCGGGCGCGCAUCUGUGACGCCUUUUCUGCUUCAGACGCUCUCGAAGCUUCUGUCCGUGUCAUUUUCGAUUCUCAUCUCGCGCCUCUUUGGUCUUCCGUCACACAUUUUGGCGGCAGCCGUCUUCUAUUUGCCCGCUCUUCAGACAACGGGUCUCUUCGUCAUGCGAGAAGCUCUGCGGCGCGCCACGGCGCGCCCCGUCGCCUCGGAUUUGUCUGUCUCUGUCCAUGCGUCCGGCAGCGACUCUGAAGCGCACACGAAGGCCCAGCGAACCUCCGCAAGCCGCCCGCCCUCUCCUGAACGUGUCGAAGGCGCCUCGCGCGCCAAGGCUCCCUUGUGUCCCGUGCAACGAAACAGCCUGUGCAGCAGCUUGAAUCUCGCAUAUCUCGGCUCAGUCUUCUCGAUUGUCUUUUCUCUGCUUCUUGCGGUUGUCUGGAUCGCUGUGCCUCCGAUUCUCCGGAGUGGAACCGACGGGAGAGAGGGCGCGAACUUUUUUGCGCAGACCAACGACAUGCGCUCGCAGGAGCAGGCGACGCGCGCCGUCCUCGAAGCCGCGGGACAUGCUGCCACCCUGUGGAGCUACCGGAUAUGUGUCGUUCUCUUUUUCUCCGCAAGCGUCGUCGAAGCCGCUGCAGAGCCCCUGUUGAUCCGCGUGCUUCUCCAAGUCACUGAGCCUCACACGAGCGACGAAGAGACCGACGACGGAGUCGCGGAAGAAGACAACGAAGAGGAAAGGAGUUGGAGGAACGGCGCCUUCGGAGAUGUGGAAGGAAAGCCGGCGAUGCGAGGCGUCUGGGCGAAGGACGGAGAAGGCGGAAGGCGAACAGUGCUGACAAAAGACAGCGGAGAAAACGGAGCAAGGAUAUCCUGCAAAGAACAGGAAACACUUGCACUGAGUGCGGAGGCUGCGUGUCGGCAUCGAGCCCUCGCAGAGGCCGCUGCGACUUUGGGCAGGACGCUGACCGUUCUGUGUCUCUUGGGAGUACUUCAUUUUCUUCGGCUGCUGGUCGUCGAUCUCCACUUGAAGUCGGGGACGGCUUGCGGCGACGCGUCCUCCUGCGACUCUCAGACGUUGGUGGGGAGAGCGGCCAAGGCUCCAUCGGGCCUCGGCACCCUUCAGGUGUCUCCCGGAGAGACAGCGGUCCUGGCGCGUCUCGUUCUGUCUCUCACCGUCUCUCACCCCCUACUGGCCUUCGCCUUUGGCCAAGUCGUCUACUCGCUCGUGUGGUUUUUUCGUCUCAUGCACGCGGCGCAGCCGCUAACCACACAGAGAAGAAGGAAACGGAGGCCGUGCUUCUUUACUGAACUGAGAAGGUACCUGGAGGCUGUCUCGCACAUCCGCGCGGGAAGGUGCAGCUGUGGCGGCAGACGCUGCGCGGGGUCGUCGGCUUCGCGGGCGGUCGCCACGGACUUUGCAGCCUCAGUUCCUGCAGAGUCAGGCGUCCUUUGCUCUGCCCCACCGCGCCCGAUUUGGGCUCGUUGGCUUCCGCGCCUUCGGGGGGUAUGCCAGGCUCCGCAGAGAGCGCGCGAGCGGCUGCUGGAGGCGGCAAGACGCCUCACCGUCGCCGAACACCGCCGGCUGCUUCGAGUCAGUUUCGGACUCAUGGUGCAGAAGUUUCUGGGGGUCGAAGGCGAAAAAUUGCUCCUCCUCGCCCUCCUCAGUCCGGACGCUGCAGGCGAGUUCGCCUUCGUCACUGGCGCAGCUUCCAUCUUCCCUCGCCUCCUUUUUGGCCCCGUCGAAGACGCCGCCUUCACCGCUUUCUGUGCGCUGCACGGCGCCGGCGCCUUGGGCUCCAAGACGCCUCCGGAGACACUCGAUCCCAGUGCGCCGGAACGCCGGACAGCCUCCACGGUGGCGACUAGCCCGGCGGAGACGAAGGCGCGAGACGACGCGGGGAUCCCGGAAGAGGCGGGCGGCCUCCAGAGGCGGCAAGGCCUCGUGGUGCGUUUGAGGCGGAGAGCGAACCACGCGCAGCCUCUGUCUCCGUCGAGCCUCAGGCGUGGGGUCGGCGGUCCAGCAUGCAGCGACCAGCAGAGACCGGCGGGUUUGGGGUCUUCGUCUUCGCUCGGAUCACUUUCGAUGGGAGGCGAAGACUCUUGCGGGGCUCUGGCACCUGGUGGAGAAGAGGUGGACGGCGGUGACGCUCUUGAGGAGAGAAAAGGCGAAGGACGGGAGGAGCUGCUCGGGCCGUCGGUGCCGCUGCUUCGUCUCCUCCUUGCCCUCGAAGGAACAAUUGGCCUUGUCGCGGCUACAUGUGGACCGGUCUUCGCCAGAGUAGCUGUGCGGCUCAUCUACGGACCCAGAUGGGGUAACUGCCCCGGCGCCGUCGCGGCCCUCCAAGUGUACAGCGUGUAUAUUCUGCUGAUCGCAGUCUUCGGGCUGCUCGACGCGCAUGCACUCGCCACUGCGCCACCAGCCAUGCUGCGACUUCUACGGCGUUUGAAAGGAUGGGCGACUGCUCUGCAUCUGGUCGUUUUGUUGCCUGCAUUUGUUUCCUUUUUUCCAGAGCGGCAGGCAGCCGCAGUCGUCGCAGCGCAGUGUCUGUACACCUUCUUCGGGAUUAUCGCCGAUGUGGUGCCCGUCGCGUUCCGUCUCGCCAGCGUCCGUUCGAAACGGAGUCGGAGUUUAGAGACUCUUUGCAUCGUUCGGCAUCUGUCUUCUUUGGGGACGAAGAGUGACUGCGCUUCGGAGUCCUCGGGCGUCCAGCUCGCAGUGCAAACAGCGUCGCAUGCACCCGCGAUAGUGCAUGCACCAGAUACACCGCAUGGACGGAAUGCGUCACCGGACGUUUCUUUGGAGCGCGGGGCGUCGCGGCGGAGGUUUCUUUUCGCCAAAGGGCUGGCGAACGGAGGUGUGAAGGACCGUGAAGAAGAAGCGAGAGAGAGCGAGACGCAUGUGUGGGGGUCGAUCUCAGCAGAAGAGGGGGGAGGUGCCGAAGAAAGAGCGAAUGCGUUUCAGGAGCGCUUGCGUCUCGCUGACCUCUUGCCUCAUGUCUUCCCUGCUGCACUUGCACUUCUCCCGCCAUCGCCGCUGUCGCUAGUUCUGCCAAUUCUGCUUGCAGCGAGCCUCGCGGUGGCAGCUGUAUCUUCACUGCGGCGCUCAGCGCAGGAAAGCUGCGCUCCAGAGGAGUCUGCGAAAGACGCAAGAAGUGACUCCACACGUCGCGUAGACUUCGACUCCGACAUCUGUUUGUUCGAGAGCAGAGGGGGGGAACCCGAGGAACUCAGGUCGUGCCGGCCGGGGAGACACAAGCGCAUGCGACAGAAAGACAGGAUAGAGAUUCUUCCGCGAGACAGUUCGAGCGCCGACUCCGCAUUCGCUCAAGGGGACUCGCAGGUGUUGCGCGUGAUGGGAGUCUGCGCGAAGGAGUGGCAUGUAGAGGUACUGCUCGGCUUCGUCGUUGCAUGCGGUCUGGUGCUUUCGCUGUCAAAGCCUUGUUUGACAACGUUGACUCUGCUCCAAGUCGGGGGGGCAAGGACGCAGGUGCCUUUGCUAGGCAGCUUGACGGCUGCAAAAACGUGAGCUUUUCAGCGAGGAAAGAAGGUGUCAAACUGGAAAACAGGAGGCGUCGAUGUGGAAGGGGGUAGGGGGGGUAGGGGGGUGUCACUUCGUGCAUGCGAUUCGGUGGAAGAGUGGCGACGGGAGAUUCAAGCAACACUCAGUUUUCGCGA